Messenger RNA from Euleptes europaea (tarantolino), 991 nucleotides. RefSeq names its product GSG1 like 2 (gene GSG1L2). Bases 23 to 922 code for a protein of 299 amino acids. Gene Ontology annotation, cellular component: plasma membrane. The record is from RefSeq and is a predicted model, not a curated record. The transcript is spliced from 5 exons. Lineage: Eukaryota; Metazoa; Chordata; Lepidosauria; Squamata; Sphaerodactylidae.
ACAAGUAGGCAGAUCUCAGGCAAUGGGGGUGGACAGGCGGCAGAGAGCCUCAGCAGCACUCUCUCUCAGCUUCCUCUCUUUAAUCUUCUCCAUCACAGCGUUCAGCAGCAGCUACUGGUGCGAAGGAACCAGGAAAGUAGCCAAGCCUUUCUGCAGCGAACUCCGGGGUGGCACGCACUGCAUCCGCUUCAACAGCUCCGGCACAAAUGACAGCAGCGUGGUUCAGUACGUCUGGGAGACAGGCGAUGACAAGUUUGUUGACCGAAAGUUUCAUGCUGGCAUCUGGUAUUCUUGUGAAGAGACUCUCGAUGGAGAAGGUGAGAAAUGUAGAAGUUUUAUCAGCCUGACGCCCCCAGCGGAUCGAGGAGUUCUGUGGCUGUCGAUUGCGGCGGAGCUCCUCUACAUUACGUUGCUUCUGAUGGGUGUCACUCUCAUGUUGAUCGAAAUCUGCCAUCCCAUCAGUAUCCUGGAUGGGUUGAAGCUCAAUGCGUUUGCAGCGAUAUUCACUGUUUUAGCAGGCCUCCUGGGAAUGGUUGCUCACAUGAUGUAUACAACUGUGUUUCAAAUGACUGUCAAUCUGGGUCCAGAAGACUGGCGCCCACAGACCUGGGAUUAUGGCUGGUCCUACUGUCUUGCAUGGGGCUCCUUUGCCUGCUGUAUGGCUUCCUCUGUGACCACAAUGAACAGAUACACCAAAACUAUCCUGGAAUUUAAAUAUAAGCAGAAAAGGCUGGAGAGAAGUUUAAAAACGAAACUCAAGACUCCUGCUCCAGAGAAGGCAUGGAAGAUGUACAUUGACACCGUUCACAGCACAACCGAGGACUUCAUGCAUCAGCUGACAGAUGUACGCAGUCUGGCCAACCCGACAGCAUUUGCAGAGUUAAAUAAUAUUCCCAUGACACACUGUGAGGAAUAUUGCUAAAUGUAUGUGAUACAACUUUGGGGGGAAAUUGUCCAUGUGUACUUUUGAUGCAUUCCUUUCUUUGGCAAG